Molecule: messenger RNA, 321 nt
Organism: Caenorhabditis bovis
Lineage: Eukaryota; Metazoa; Nematoda; Chromadorea; Rhabditida; Rhabditidae
Source: the annotation of a GenBank genome assembly
AUGUGCGUCAAGAUGUUUUUGCUAGCAUUACUUGUCGUGGUUUUACAUGUGGAAAUCUCAUCAGCACUAUAUGUAAAGCGGGCGGAUCAUGAUGAUCCCAGGCUUUUCUCUGCUGUUUUUGGCAAGAGAGCUGUUGAAUCUGAGCGGUACUAUCCUAUUCGAAUUGAAACAAGAGGCGAUCUUGACGAUCCAAGAUUCAUGACGAUGUCAUUCGGAAAGCGAGCUCUAUUACCAACCCUCCAUGACUUGCAAAUGUAUGUAAAGCGUGGCAGAGAUAUUGACGACCCUCGAUUUUUCUCGGGUGCAUUCGGAAAAAAAUAA